Dromiciops gliroides (monito del monte) is the source of this 1364-nucleotide messenger RNA. RefSeq names its product zinc-alpha-2-glycoprotein-like. The record is from RefSeq and is a predicted model, not a curated record. Gene Ontology annotation, biological process: antigen processing and presentation of endogenous peptide antigen via MHC class Ib; immune response; positive regulation of T cell mediated cytotoxicity. The transcript is spliced from 6 exons. Lineage: Eukaryota; Metazoa; Chordata; Mammalia; Microbiotheria; Microbiotheriidae. Gene Ontology annotation, cellular component: external side of plasma membrane. Bases 62 to 943 code for a protein of 293 amino acids.
UUUGAAAUCUUUGAACAAAAACCCAGACUGAAGACUCCUGGGCGGUGAUCCGAAAGUAGAGAUGGAGAGGAGGGAGACACAGCAGGCCCACCUUUCCACUGUGUUAUUGCUGCCGCUGUGGUUGCUGCUGCUGCUAGGAACGUGGAAGGAAACUGAGGCUUGGCCUGCCUCUCUUCAAUAUGAUCUCAUUGUUGUGUCCCAGCCAGAACCAAGGGAACCUCUCUACAUGGCCCUUGGCUAUAUAAAUGAUCAACUCUUCCUUCACUAUGAGGGGGAGAGUAGAAGGGCAGAGCUGCAAAAACCAUGGAAUGAUACAGAGGAGGGGAGAAAAAUCUGGGAAAGGGUAACCCAAGACCUUGAAGAGAGGGGGAAAGAGCUGAGAAUGACCCUUCAAGACAUUCUGGGACACAACAACCAGAGUAACAGCAGUGAUGGCUCUCACACCCUUCAGGCCACAUUGGGGUGUGAGCUCCAGGACAAUAGCACCAAAGGGUUCUGGAAGUUCCAAUUUGAUGGGCAAGACUUCCUCACCUUCUACCCGGAGAGACUCAGCUGGACUGCAGCCCAUCUGGCAGCUCAGAGAAUUAAGGAGAGAUGGCAGGACUGGUUCCAAAGGAAACUCCUUAAGAUCCAUGAGGAGGAAUACUGUUCUGUUCAGCUCCAGAAAUACUUGGCAUCCUGGAAGGGGAUCUUGGAGAGGAAAGAGCUACCAACUGAUGAGCCAUCUGGACCCAACACCUUGUCCCGCGGACCCCUGAAGGUUGAGUUACUAAUUAUUAGCAUAGGCCUCAUCCUUGCUCUCCUCAUUGUUGUUGGAGCUCAGCUGUGGAGGUGGAUGCAAGCAAAGCCAGAGAUUAGGCCUGCCAGAAGAAGUGAAUGGAAAUCUGCCCACCCUCUUUUCCCAGGUUUUGGUCGCUUCAGAGAAACUCAGAGUAUGGUGUAGGCAAGAUCUGGAGUCAGGAGGUGAGGGCUUGUAUCCAAGCUUCAACACUUACUAGCAGUGGAUCUGUAGGAAAUUCACUUUAUCCCUUGGAGCUUCAGUGUCCUCGUGUGAAUAACCUGAGGAGGAGUGCCUUUGCUACAAGGUUUUCUUGAUCAAAGAAUUACUUAAAACACUAUCAAAAUAUAGAGGCAGUUGAUGGUGCUAGUGAGCAAGGCAGGCCAGUGUCUUCUUCUACUAGCAGUACGGGCGAUUGAGACAAAUUUGUUCCAACAGCCAUGAAAGUGGCUAAAGUAGAUACUGUGGAGCACUUAGAGCUUGAUCAGACAUCGAAGACUCCAAGGUCAUCCACCGCAUCCUGGGUCAUCGAUAGUCAUCUUGACUUUUGUUAGGCCACUUGACUUUGAUGACUGGAAGAGACAGU